Nematocida parisii ERTm1 is the source of this 612-nucleotide messenger RNA. RefSeq lists its product as uncharacterized. The record is from RefSeq and is a predicted model, not a curated record. Lineage: Eukaryota; Fungi; Microsporidia. Bases 1 to 612 code for a protein of 203 amino acids. The transcript has a single exon.
AUGCCAAAGAAACAGGACACGCCCAAGUCACUGCCGAGCCGAGCCAAAGCUGUAUUUAAAAGGAUACUUGAUCAGGCACUGAAUAAACCCAUAGAAAACACGCCAAGCACGGACUACUCAUGGAUUGCGGAUGAAAUAAAAAAAGAACUGACAGCCGGAAUGCGAAGAGAUUUUCUUUCUUAUCUGCUCAAGCGGCUGAAUGUAUGGUACGAAGCACAGCUAGACCAAAAUUGUAAUUUUCAGAUGGGAGUGUUCUAUUUGCAAAUAACAUAUUUUCUGUACACCCUUCAAUUUGACAAUUCAAUUAUACCACACACAGAAGACAGUGCACUUUUAAAGGUGGAAAUGCCCUAUGCGAUUAUAGACUCAUUUACUGCUGAAACACUUCCAGCAGAGGUACGAGAAAUAAUUUCGUAUUUAAUAUAUAAGAACGAUCUUAAAAUAAUUUUCAAGUGGAAGGAGUACGUGCACCUAUCAAGCCCAAAAAUUCAAAAAAUAGAAGAGAAGAUAGACAAGUGGUUUAACAAGCCGCCCAGUAUAAGCAAAGAAGAGAUGCAAAAAUAUACGCAAUUAAAGCAGGCGCACAUACUUAUGCAGUCAUUACUAACAUAA